Megalops cyprinoides (Indo-Pacific tarpon) is the source of this 716-nucleotide messenger RNA. Its product is annotated as receptor-type tyrosine-protein phosphatase eta. NCBI's taxonomy places the organism in Eukaryota, Metazoa, Chordata, Actinopteri, Elopiformes, Megalopidae. The coding region runs from base 105 to 716 and encodes 203 amino acids. Gene Ontology annotation, molecular function: protein binding. The transcript has 4 exons. The record is from RefSeq and is a predicted model, not a curated record.
CUGACCUUGAGCCAGGGACUGAAUACAAUUGCGCUGUAUCCACAGUCGCUUCAGAAGAUGCAGUUAGUUCUCCUGAAUCCACACUUUGCUAUACUCAACCCCAGAUGGUUAAUGGUCUCACUGCUGUAGCUGUUAACACUACAGCAAUGACGCUAACAUGGGCUAAACAAAGUGACUACAAAGGAACGUAUUCCUACCUGGUGCACUAUGGGAUCAAGGCUAAGGAGAAAAACAUCACGACCAUGAAUGAGACUGCCCUCAUCUCUGAUCUCAUCCAGGGUACCAACUACACCUUCUGGGUUACCACAGUGGCGAAUGGGAUCCAGUCUGAUCAAGCAAUUACAUCCAGCUAUACAAGGCCUGAUGUCAUCAGGAACCUCUCCGUCACUAAAGUCACCACAACGUCUGUGUUUCUGGACUGGACUGAACCACAGGGAGAGAGGUCUUACUUUAGAGUAGAGUGGGAAAGUAGUAGCAUGAACAACACAACGUCUACGAAAGAAAGAUCUAUUAACAUCGCUGGUCUUACUGCUGGAACUCAGUACACAUUCAGAGUCACUGCAGUGGCUGCAGAUAAUGAAACUCAAGGCGUUCCUCUCGACACAUCUAAAUUUACAAGGCCUGAUGUCAUCAGGAACCUCUCCGUCACUAACGUCACCACAACGUCUGUGUUUCUGGACUGGACUGAACCACAGGGAGAGAAGGUCUUACUAUAG